AUGUGGAAUUAUAGUGACUCCGAACCAGAAGACGACAGUACGAUGACCCGUCGAUGUUCGUAUUGUGGUCGCUUUGGAAGUAGGGACAACAUUGUUGAGGAGACCGGUCUCUGUUUCAAAUGCCAUGACACCGUGCAUCCAUCUUCAAAGGUCAAAUCUACUUUUCUCUCAGGCAGAAAUGGCAGCGAUGGCCCGAGCAGGGUAGCAGCAGCAGUUAUGGCGGAAAUUGCAGCGGUGGAAGUCGAUGACGGUUCCAGCUCUCUUGGAAGUAUUACUUCCAUCCACUCAGAUCAAGAUGAUGACGAGGAUAAUGAGAAUGAGGAUGGAGAUGAAAAUGAAAGCGAAAAUGAAAAUCAGAAAUCAAACGAUCAGAAACCCAGUGGCAGCCGUAGCAAUGACUUUAGCCAUACCGAAGGAGAAUCUGAAAUUUGCGCACGGUGCUGGCAAAACCCUUCAACAAAGAUUUUGUACAAUACCCCCAUCUGCCAUGGCUGCUAUCAGAUUGCACAGGAGAAGAGGCAAAAUGCCAAAGGGACAAAGAGACGCUUCCAACCGCCAACUCCCCACCUCCAGCCAGGCAAAAGGCUGACACGGGUUUGUGACUCGUGUCGGCAAAAAAGAAAGCGGUGCCAGCACCGCCGGGUGGUCGACGAAAAUGACCCGGAGGCUGACUUCCGCCGGAAACGGUCACAGAAGGAGCGUCUAUCGGCUCCGACAAGAAAUCGCGAGGGGAGGAGUACCAGCUCCUUCUCCCUGAUCGAAGUCAAGGACACGGUUGUUGUGUCAGAAACGGAGCAAGAGCCGGCGGUUACUCCCCGUACCGGCACCGGCACCGUCACCGCCAGUGGAGACACAACGACGGCUGCCGCAGCGCCUCAUCCCGCAACAGCCGUGAAUAAUAAAGGCUAUUCGACCACCAAUCUGCGGCGGGCAAUAGAGGAGUCUGUCCACGCCGUGUUCUCCCGGGAGAUGGACCGGCUGGUACAGAUGGCGGAGAGUAAGCUGGCAGACGCUGCCAGUGCUCUUGACGAUGUCAAGGUGCACAUGACGGCGUGGCUGGAGCAUGCGAGGAAGGGUGUGUAUAUUUUCUGUAUGAGAUGGGCGGGGUGA
Molecule: messenger RNA, 1110 nt
Organism: Paracoccidioides brasiliensis Pb18
Exons: 5
Coding region: 1-1110 (369 amino acids)
Source: RefSeq, a predicted model, not a curated record